Guillardia theta CCMP2712 is the source of this 1167-nucleotide messenger RNA. RefSeq lists its product as hypothetical. Gene Ontology annotation, biological process: microtubule-based movement. NCBI's taxonomy places the organism in Eukaryota, Cryptophyceae, Pyrenomonadales, Geminigeraceae. The record is from RefSeq and is a predicted model, not a curated record. Gene Ontology annotation, molecular function: microtubule binding; ATP binding; microtubule motor activity. The coding region runs from base 1 to 1167 and encodes 388 amino acids. The transcript is spliced from 8 exons.
AUGGAUCAAAAGGUCUGUGUGAGAAAACGUCCUUUGUUUAAAAAAGAAUCAGAAAAAGGCGAUGUUGAUGUGAUUCGGGAUGACAACAAUCAAUCUCUCACCGUCCUUGAGCCCAAGACAAAAGUUGACCUCACUAAAUUCACUGAAGAACAUAAUUUCUUCUUUGACGAGGUUCUCAGUGACAACACCGCAAACAAGGAAGUCUAUAAGAGAUGCGGGUCUCCCCUUGUGCGAUAUGUGUUCGAGAAGCAAGGGAAAGCUUCUUGUUUUGCGUAUGGACAGACCGGCUCUGGAAAGACACACACGAUGAUGGGAAAUCCAGAGCAGCCUGGACUGUACUUCCUUGCAGCAGAUGAAAUUUUCACCCUCAAAAAGGAGAAAGGCUAUUCAGACCUCACGGUUUGGGUCAGCUUCUUUGAGAUCUAUGGUGGAAAGCUGUAUGAUCUCUUGAAUGACCGAAGAAAACUUGUUGCAAGGGCAGAUGCCAAACAGGUGGUUAACAUCGUGGGUCUGCAAGAGACCGAAGUGAAGAGUGUCGCCCACUUGAUGGAUGCUUUGAAUGUUGGACACGAGGCUCGAUCGACGGCAGCCACUGGGGCCAAUCUUGAUUCCUCCCGCUCGCAUGCAGUACUGCAGGUAGGGAUGUAUUCAAAAAGAAGUCUGCAUGACUUAUUCAAAAAUUUAACACAGAUACAAUUCAAGAGGAUGAACAAGAGUGUGGGGAAAUUGAGUUUCAUUGAUCUGGCGGGCAGUGAAAGAGCUUCCGACGUCAACGACAACGAUAGACAGACACGCAUUGAGGGAGCAGAGAUCAACAAAUCUCUUCUUGCAUUGAAAGAGUGCAUUCGGGCUCUUGACCAAGGGAGCAAGCAUGUUCCUUUCCGUGGAUCAACGCUUACAUCUGUCUUGAAGGACAGUUUUAUUGGAAACUGUCGAACAGUGAUGAUCGCCAACGUAUCUCCCGGAACUUCAGCAUGCGAGCACACAAUGAAUACCCUGCGAUAUGCCAACCGUGUCAAGCAAUUGAAGUCUGCAGAUCGAGGGAAAGAUGCUUAUGCCCUCAAGGUUUCAUAUUUCCCGCGGGCUUGUGGCCCUUCCCUUCUAAGCUGGUUUGCAGGAUGCAUACAUGCCUCAUCAGGCUGCUCCCCGACACGCCGGAGGAGCUAG